This is a messenger RNA of Bactrocera tryoni, 841 nucleotides long. RefSeq lists its product as uncharacterized. NCBI's taxonomy places the organism in Eukaryota, Metazoa, Arthropoda, Insecta, Diptera, Tephritidae. Bases 192 to 488 code for a protein of 98 amino acids. The transcript is spliced from 2 exons. The record is from RefSeq and is a predicted model, not a curated record.
ACUCACCGCGCUCAUGCGCUCAGCCAAGUUAGUCAGUCUGUGAGCCAAGCGGCUGGCGAACCAUCAACCCAGCGAUCAGUCAGCCAGUCAGUCUGUCCGCGGCAUUGCGCUUUCCUAGUCAACCGUCAUUUCAGCAGUGCGCGCUAAGCAUCGAGCGUUUUGAAGAAUUGGAAUUGUUCGAGCACGUAAACAUGAAGCACUUUUCCACAUUUGUCGCGCUUUUCCUCAGCUGCGUGGUUUUCCAUUACCAUUGCCUGGCUCAGCCGGUGGAGCGUGUUGCGGCGGCGGGUAUUGUGAUCGACGCGGCGCCUUCGGUGGUCUCCUAUCAGGGUUCAUCGCAAACGCAUGCGCAUCUCGUAUUGGCGCCCAUGGGCCGUUCGUUGGGCUAUGUGGAACCGUUGGAUGUGAAUCGCACGUUGGCGCGAAACGAACGUUUGGACGAGCGGCACGAGGUGCUGGAUAUUAGUCCCGUCUAUGUGCCUGAGUGAAGGGCGCAUGCGCUGUAUGUGGGUUGGAAUAUAUGACUAAUGCGAACUGGUGUAUAUGAACUAUCUAUAUUUAAACGUAUUUAAGUGUGCGCUUGUGCAAUAUGCAUGAGCUGAGUUGUUCGCGAGAAUUCGGCGUUUAACAAUAGCUUGUUGUAUUUCCUAUUCUUGGUAGUUAGUUGUAAAUAUAUAUAUAUGAAUUGUAUUGUUGAUAUUAUUAACUAAGUGUACUGAGUAUUAGUGAAUGUGGUUUGCUUUAGUAGUUAGUAGAAGGAAGUUUACGAAACGAAUAUUAUUGAAUUAUUUAAGCGAUAAAAAUGUGUGAAUACCUGGAAUAAAGAUUAUUUAUGCCCAAA